Molecule: messenger RNA, 1737 nt
Organism: Lasiosphaeria miniovina
Lineage: Eukaryota; Fungi; Ascomycota; Sordariomycetes; Sordariales; Lasiosphaeriaceae
Product: major facilitator superfamily domain-containing protein
Exons: 2
Coding region: 183-1499 (438 amino acids)
Biological process (GO): transmembrane transport
Cellular component (GO): membrane
Molecular function (GO): transmembrane transporter activity
Source: RefSeq, a predicted model, not a curated record
AUUUGGGUACUGGUUACAUUCCCAAUAUCGGAGCCUGCACCGUCGGACCUUUUGAUGCCUCUCCCCCUUCGUUGCCGAAUUCAACUCCCCCUAUUUGGCACCCGCACCUCGUCUCUUACCUCAUUAGCUCUAGCAGCCCGUUGUGAAUACCGCUUAGCGCAACGUAUUAGUUGUCUCUGAUAAUGGGGCUCGAGGCGGACCUUGAAAAGACAGCACACGCCGGCAGCAGAGUCGCUACUCUGGACAGUGCUUCAGCUUCGGACGUCGAAGAUGUUGCGCCCGCAGACGAAGAAGAGUUCCAGCCUCCAGAUGGAGGGCUUACGGCCUGGUCCCAAGUUCUCGCUGGUUGUCUAGUCAACAUGCUAGCCUGGGGCUACCCUUCCACGUUUGGCGUAUAUCAGCUCUACUACCGGGACACGCUCAAGGUUCCCGAGGCGCAGAUAUCGUGGAUAGGCUCCCUCCAGACCUUCUUGGCCUUUGCGACGUGCACCUUUUCCGGCAGGCUGGCCGACGCCGGCUUCAUGAAGUCGACCAUGGCCGUGGGCUCGUUCCUGACCAUCUUUGGAAGCUUCAUGACGAGCGUGGCGACAGAAUAUUGGCAGAUCUUCCUCGCCCAGGGCGUCUGCACCGGCCUCGGCCUCGGUAUCAUCUUCAUGCCGCCCCUCGCCGUCAUCAAUUCGUACUUCAAGGCGAAGCGGUCGUUUGCGCUCGCCAUUGCGGCGACCGGCACGGGCAUCGGCAGCGUCGUGUUCCCUGCUGUCGUGCAGUACCUGAUUCCCCAGAUCGGCUUUCCAUGGGCUGUCAGGUGCUCGGCUUUUGUGGCGCUGUUCCUUGCCGUCGCGGCCAUCUUGCUGCUGAGGCCGCGGCUAAGGCCGAGAAAGCUGGGCCCUCUCGUCGAGUGGGAAGCCUUCAAAGAGGGCCCAUAUGUCCUCUACACUCUCGGGUCCUUCCUGUUCUUUUGGGCUCUCUACUUUGGCUUCUUUUAUAUCAACGCAUAUGCUCGCAACUUUAUUGGCUUCUCUACUACGGACUCGGUGCAGCUCUUGCUCAUCACGAACGGCUUGAGCGUCCCGAGCCGGCCUCUCAUGGGGUUCUUGGCCGACCGAUACAUGGGCCCCAUCAACACCUUCACCACUGCCACGCUUUUCCUAGGUGUCAUGCUGUUCGCCUGGAUCGGCGUCGACACGCGCACCGGCAUGUACGUGUUCUCCGUCUUCUUCGGGCUCGCGAAUGGUGCCGCCCAAGGCGUCUUUGUCGGCUCCCUCGCCAGCCUCACCAAGGACCCGCGCAAGAUGGGUACCCGCUUCGGCAUGGUCUGCACCAUCGUGGCCUUUGCCACCCUCGCCGGCCCGCCGACUGCCGGCGCCAUCAUCGACAAGUCGGGAGGCAGCUAUCUGUGGGCGCAGGUCUGGGCCGGCCUCGUCAUUGUGCUGAGCUCGCUAGUCCUGGCGGCGGCGCGCUGCGCUGCAACGGGAUACAAAUUCAAGAUCAAAAUCUGACAUGGCCAGGCUAAAAAUGGGGUCGGCGAGAGAGUAGUAAAAAGGGCUGGUAUUUGAAAUGGAGGACGAACGUCUGGAGUAAAAUUUUCUUGUAUAGUCACAAAAGGGAUUGCAUGCAGUCUUUGAUGUGCUAAUAAAACGAAGCUAGUUUGUCUAGGGACAUUUUGAUUCUCGGCUGAACUGUGGUUCUUUUCGAUGUAGUGCAGCAUGGAGUAGUGUAACGUGUAACAUGGAAAUG